AAUAAAAUUGUUGGGAUAUAUUAUCCCGGCCUAUUACUGUUCAGGAGCCCAAGACAGUAUCCAGUACGGAGCCCGAGCAGCUAGGUCCAUUUCGGUGCAUUCUGGCCCACUUUGGCCAUUAGGCCCGGCAUCGGCCCGUUUGGCCCAUUAGGGUGGAGAGCACCCUUCCCCUUUCCCCUAUAAAUAUGUGGUUUCCCUCCAUGUUUGGGGAUCCCCUUUUCCUCCUUCAUGCUUCUUCUUCUCUAGACUAGCUUGAUCCUCCAUUAAUAGGAGCUUGAAUAUUGUACUAUGUAAUGGUGAGGAGAGUCCUAAUGAGAAUGAGAGGGCUUGGACAUUAGCCUAAAAAGUCCCGUAAUUUUCUCCCUUUCGGGUUUCCACGUAAAAACUGAGUGUUCAUACAUAUAUUUACUAUAUCGUGUUGGAUUAAACUCAACACUGGCGCCGUCUGUGGGAAUCUGUCCAAAAAGAUUCACGUUGUUCUUCGUUUCUAAGAAAAAUUCAUACGAAAAUGCACUGAUUACAAAAAGAAAAGAAAAAAAACAUCCUGAUGAGAAGUUCUAGAUCUGGGGAGAAGAAAAAAUUUGAUGCUGGAGGUUUUGGAUUUCAGCAACAGGAGGGAGCUACUGAUUCAAGCAAAAACAGGAAGAGGCUACGGAUUUGGAAAUCCAAAUCUGGAAUUUUUCCAGACCUUGGUUGAGGUCGCUGGAAGCCACCGCCGCGCCACCGCCCGCCUUCAGCGGCCCGCCGUAUACCGCUCCCCGUCUGGUUGGCCUCUGCUCGAGCCGCCACCAGCCACUCCACCGAUGCGGCCUGAGAGGUAUCCCUCCUGGGAUUCCUUGGUUUCCGCCAUUAAUGGAGGUUGGGAGGCCGAGGAGGUAUGUCAUGAAGUUCAGCCGAUCCUACACCGGAGAUUACCCCCUCUGGACAUCCUCGCGCCGCGGUGAGCUCCUUGACCACCGCCAGUACGCGGCCAACCCGCGGCCGGCAAGCGGAAGUGACGCCGGUUGUCUUGCUUCGAUCUUUCCGAUAGACGCUCCAUGUCUGGCUCCUUGGCUCACAGAGGGCCACGUCCAGGAAGUUGAAGACAGCCUGCCAUGCUCUGGGUUGGAUGGAUGAGGCCCUCUCAUAUUUUGAGCGGUCAACCAGCCUCCAACACUCUUGGCAGAAGAUUUCAACCCCAAAAGCUAAGUACCUAUAACUUCUAAAUUGGUACAUUAAUUAUUAAAUGUUUAAAAUGUUAGAAGCAUGGCUAUUAUUAUUCUUUAUCACCAUUAUUUAUUAGGGAAUAAAAUCUCCCGAAAUUAAAUAAUGUCGAGCGAUGCUCUAGUGAUAAUUAAUUCCACCAUCAUUUUAAUUAAUGACUGGUUGUAUGUGCUGUUGGCCCGCUCCUGAUCGGCUUUAAUUAGCGAACGGAGUAUACUUGAAUGGCCUUUGAUAGGGAAGUAUCAUUGCUAUUGCCGGUUAUGUCACUAUUAUUUAUUAGGGAUAAAAUGUCCCGAAUUAAAUAAUGCUGAGCGAGGCUCAAGUGAUGGUUAGUUCAGCUAACAUUUUAUUAAGUAUUUGAUUUCUUGUGGGCCUGAUGGCCCACUCUCGAUCAGCUUGAUUAAGCGGUCUGAGCGUCUCCAAAAGGGCGACGCCCCGACGACGCAUUUUAAUUUGAGGGUUGCACGUUAGUCCGCAUGGCACUACGUGCCCGAUCGACGAUCAUACCCCAAUGUAAUUUGCGCCACUAGGCGAAGUGACUGUGCCAAACGCGGCCUGUGGGGCCCGAGGGCACCGAAGCGCUCAACCUCGUUUUUUCAAGGGCAGUGCGACCAACUUGGGUCUGAGUUUGAAAACUCACAGACCGAGGAAUACCUCUAUGUGACGUUCGGCGGGCUGCUAAUUGGCCCCGCCGCGAGCUGCUACGUCCAUUAACCCCGCACGAUGAGCCGGGCCGAGGGUCACGAUGACCCAUAGGCCGGUAAUCGUGGGUGUUAGAGGGAAGCCGCGAUGACCCAUGCAGAUGGUUAUGUGUGCAUAUUUAUUGUCGGGCCGUGCGGCCCGUUACCAUGCUUAUUGCGCAGCCGAAGCCGCUCGACGCGCUUGAGCGAAAUGAUUAGAAGACGCUCGGCCCGAGUCUUGAAGACGUGCAGGGCCGGCUAAAGAGGAGACCAUCACGGCUGAGGACCGUGAGACGAGCAUCUCCACCUAGAGGCCGAGGGCCUAGAGGAGACCACCACGGUUGAGAACCGUGGGACGGGCAUCUCCACCCCAGAGACCGAUGGCCUAGGGAGAACACCUAGAGGCCGAGGAUCUAGAGGCGAAUGCCAUGACAGAGAACCGUGAGACGGUCAUCCAUCAUCCAGAGGCCGAGGGCCAAGAGGAAACCAUCACGGCUGAGAGCCGUGAUACGAGCAUCUCCACCCUAGGAGCCGGUGGCCUAGAGGAGACCACUACGACCGAGGGUCGUGGGACCAUCCUUACAUCACGACCGACCCCACGGUACGGCAUGUUUAUCACCAGAAGACCGGUAUCAUCCCCGCGCUGCGCGGAUGAGAGCUGUUGCACGGAUACACUUGAUCGGCUUCUCAUUGCCGACAUCAUUAUAUCAUGACCGGCCUCUCGGCACGGCGUGUUUAUCUUUUGAAGACCGACCUCGUCCCCGCACUGCGCGGAUGAGGACCGUUGCUUGAUCUUGGUCGGCCUCUCAUUGCUGACAUCGUUACAUCACGACCGGCUUCCCGGCCCGGCGUGCUUAUCAUAUUUGAAGACCGGCCUCGUCCCCGCCCCUCGCGGAUGAGGACCGUUGCUUGCCUCUUUCUGAUCGGCCCCCAGGCCGAUACUUUUACGUGGCUACCGACCCCCCUGAUACGGUGCCAUUAUCAUACUUGAAGACCGGCCUCGUCCCCGCACUGCGCGGAUGAGGACCGUUGCUUGAUUUCAGAUCGGCCCCUCAUUGCCGACACUAUUAUAUCACGACCGGCCUCCCGGCUCGGCGUGCUUUCCAUAUUUGAAGAUCGGCCUCGUCCCCGCCCUCGCGGACGAGGGCCGUUGCUUGAUUUUCUCAGAUCGGCCGCUCAUUGCCGGCGCCAUUAUACCACGACCGGCCUCCCGGCUCGGCGUGCUUUCCAUAUCUGAAGACCGACCUUGUCCCCGCCCCUCGCGGACGAGGACCAUUGCUUGAUUCUUUCAGGUCGGCCCCUCACUGCCGACACUAUCAUGUUAUGUUCGGCCUCUCGGCACGACAUAUUUAUCUUUUGAAGACCGGUUUCAUCCCCGCGCUGCGUGGAUGAGAGCCGUUGCUCGGAUAUAUCGGCCUGAUUGGACACUAUUGUCAUCUCCAUUAUCAGGACCGACUGCUCAGCGACAUUAUGAUCAUUGUAUAUCGGCUCCCAAUGCCGACCUUCUUGAGUUAGCGAUCGGGCUCACCCCUCCCUUCAUGAGGGUGACCAUCGCCUUCGCAUGACAUUAUGUGUGACAUCACUUGUGGUUAUUCUUGGAACCGACGAACGUAUUUUCCUCCCUCAAAAAAAAAAAAAAAGAUGGGGAGAAGGGGAGACGAGAUCCUAUGAGAGAGGGAGUCUUGACGAGGUAUGCCUGAUCUUCCUUCGCCGCGUAUGACGAACGUCUCCCGACGCGGAGGCUAGUAGGAACGUGGGGGGGGCUAGACGUACCAAAGGGAACCUCGGCAAGAUAAACCAGUUCCUCCCAUGACCCGUGGUUCGAUGAACACCUUCUGCUAAAGCAGAAGACUAGUAGGGCCACGAGCAUGGGACGACGAAGCAGGGAAUCCCGACGUGGAUAAACCAGUGACCUUGCGAUCGUUGGAUGACCGAACGUCUUCUUCGAAGCAAGAAGAUUAGUAGGACCACGACAGGGACGAACGAAGAAUAGGGAAUCCCGACGUGGAUAAACCUGUUUCUUCUCAUAGUUGGGAUGACGAACGUCUCCUGCGAAACCAGGAGACCAGUACUCACGAGACUUGGGAAGAACGAAGAACCAGUUCUUUACCGGAGUCUGUUGCGUGCCGAGUGUACACCGCUUAGCGGUCCAUACAUAGGACCACGGAUACGGUAGACGAACGAAGACCAGCUCCAUGGAUCAGACAUGGAGAACCAGUUCUUUAUCGGAGUCUGUGCGUGCCGAGUGUACACUGCUUAGCGGUCCGUACAUAGGACCACGGAUACGGUAGACGAACGAAGACCAGCUCCAUGGAUCAGACACGAUGGACAAGUUCUUUACCGGAGUCUGUGCGUGCCGAGUGUACACUGCUUAGCGGUCCGUACAUAGGACCACGGAUACGGUAGACGAACGAAGACUAGCUCCUCAGGUCAGAUAGGAGGGACAUCACCCAGAUUUAUUUCAGGCUCACCAUUCCUUCCCGGAUGGAAUCCUGGCAGACGAUCGGCUUCUCACAGCCAAUCAGGAGAGAGACUUGACACAUCACCAGCACGGCCGAGGGCCGUGAGACGAUUAUCACUCACCGACAGGCCGAGGGCCAUGAGAUGAUCAUCACCAUUUUUAUGCAGCACGAUCGGCCUCUCAGCGCCAUCGUGUCUCUCUCACGUUCGGAUCGCGCAUCUCUUCCAGGAUGGCGACGAACGUCUUAUGCAGUGCGAUCGACCCCUCAGCGCCAUCGUACCUGGCGUCACGGUUCGGCUCGUCCAUCCCUUCCAGGAUGGCGACGACCGUCUUAUGCAUCACGAUCGGCCCCUCAGCGCCAUCGUGUCCUGAUUCACAGUUCGGAUCGCCCAUUCCCUCCAGGAUGGCGACGACCGUCUUAUGCAGUACGAUCGGCCCCUCAGCGCCAUCGUACCCAGCUCACGUUCAGCUCGUCCAUCCCUCCAGGGUGGCGACGAACGUCUUAUGCAUCACGAUCGGCCCCUCAGCGCCAUCGUGUCCAGGUUCACGGUUCGGCUCGUCCAUUCCCUCCAGGAUGGCGACGACCGUCUUAUGCAGUACGAUCGGCCCCUCAGCGCCAUCGUACCCAGCUCACGUUCAGCUCGUCCAUCCCUCCAGGGUGGCGACGAACGUCUUAUGCAUCACGAUCGGCCCCUCAGCGCCAUCGUGUCCAGGUUCACGGUUCGGCUCGUCCAUCCCUUCCAGGGUGGCGACGAACGUCUUAUGCAUCACGAUCGGCCCCUCAGCGCCAUCGUGUCCUGAUUCACGGUUCGGAUCGCCCAUUCCCUCCAGGAUGGCGACGACCGUCUUAUGCAGUACGAUCGGCCCCUCAGCGCUAUCGUACCCAGCUCACGUUCAGCUCGUCCAUCCCUCCAGGGUGGCGACGAACGUCUUAUGCAUCACGAUCGGCCCCUCAGCGCCAUCGUGUCCAGGUUCACGGUUCGGCUCGUCCAUCCCUUCCAGGGUGGCGACGAACGUCUUAUGCAUCACGAUCGGCCCCUCAGCGCCAUCGUGUCCUGAUUCACGGUUCGGAUCGCCCAUUCCCUCCAGGAUGGCGACGACCGUCUUAUGCAGUACGAUCGGCCCCUCAGCGCCAUCGUACCCAGCUCACGUUCAGCUCGUCCAUCCCCUCCAGGGUGGCGACGAACGUCUUAUGCAUCACGAUCGGCCCCUCAGCGCCAUCGUGUCCUGAUUCACGGUUCGGAUCGUCCAUCCCUUCCAGGGUGGCGACGAACGUCUAUGCAGUGCGAUCGGCCCCUCAGCGCCAUCGUACCUGGCUUCACAGUUCGGAUCGCGCAUCUCUUCCAGGAUGGCGACGAACGUCUCAUAUGCAGCACGAUCAGCGCCCCAGCGCCAUCGUGUCUGGCUCGUGUUCGGCUCGCCCAUCCCUUCCAAGAUGGCGACGAACAUCUCUUAUGCAGCAUGAUUGGCCCCUCGGCGGCAUCAUGUCUAGUCCACCUUCGGCUCCGCCCAUGCCAUCUCGGAUGGGGGACUCGUCUUAUGCAACACGUCUGCUUCUCGGCGCUGACAUGCCCGGGUUAUCAAUGAGAGCUACUGCUUCUAUCACAUCUUGCAUUCCCUCUCUCAUACAUUACAUACAUACAUUACAUGCAUACAUACAUUCAUGCAUCAUACCUCAUACAUUCAUACAUACACACGUGCAUCAUGUUUUGAUAGUACCGCGACGUCGGGUUAUAGAUGAUGGACCUCUAAGCUUUUCCGAUUGGAAAGCUCGAGUCAGAGUCCUUUACUCCCGCCUGAUGCAUUCAGGGGGAGUGUGCCCGUGGAGGAGCACCCUUCGCCCGACCCUGUCGGGAAGGGGGGUGCCUCACUGGUAGAUUACGUUCAGGAGUGCAGACACUCACUCAUAUAUGAUGAUUAUGUGAAGACACAGUUUCCAGCUAGACAGAGGCAGAGCGCAGGCAAGAAUAUACUUUCUCGAGCAGAUUCGCGCACUCACUACUCAAGAAACUGGGGGACUUGUGUUGGGAUAUAUUAUCCCGGCCUAUUACUGUUCAGGAGCCCAAGACAGUAUCCAGUACGGAGCCCGAGCAGCUAGGUCCAUUUCGGUGCAUUCUGGCCCACUUUGGCCAUUAGGCCCGGCAUCGGCCCGUUUGGCCCAUUAGGGUGGAGAGCACCCUUCCCCUUUCCCCUAUAAAUAUGUGGUUUCCCUCCAUGUUUGGGGAUCCCCUUUUCCUCCUUCAUGCUUCUUCUUCUCUAGACUAGCUUGAUCCUCCAUUAAUAGGAGCUUGAAUAUUGUACUAUGUAAUGGUGAGGAGAGUCCUAAUGAGAAUGAGAGGGCUUGGACAUUAGCCUAAAAAGUCCCGUGGUUUUCUCCCUUUCGGGUUUCCACGUAAAAACUGAGUGUUCAUACAUAUAUUUACUAUAUCGUGUUGGAUUAAACUCAACAAAAAUAUAUGCAUAUUUCUUUCCCAUAUGCUUGAAUUGCUUACAGAAUUUUGUUGACAAUACCUGUAACAGUGGCCACUGCGGAGAGAAGCUUUUCAAAGUUGAAGUUGAUGACAAGUUAUCUACGAUAAACCAUGUCAGAUGAUAGAUUAAGUGGAUUGGCUAUUUUAUCUAUUGCAAAAAAAGUGUUAGCUAGUCUUGAUUGUGCACUUUAAAAGGCAAGGAGGAUUGGGUACUAAAAAGUACACUUUCUGGUGUAUUUUAUUUAUGUUACAUUUAAAACUUUAUUGGUUUGAAAUUCACAAUAUGUGUU
Cuscuta epithymum is the source of this 7105-nucleotide messenger RNA. NCBI's taxonomy places the organism in Eukaryota, Viridiplantae, Streptophyta, Magnoliopsida, Solanales, Convolvulaceae. The record is from the annotation of a GenBank genome assembly.